AUGACUAACAGCGUGUCUUUUCAGGCUCAAUGGAUUCCCAAGGGUGACAACGAGCUGGCCGACUAUUUGAGUCGCACCGUCGAUCCUGAUGACUGGAUGUUACUUCCUGAUUUGUUCAAGUUGAUUACAUUUAAGUGGGGUCCUUUUGAUGUUGACGGGAUGGCGUGCAGUUACAAUACUCAUUUGCCUCGUUUAAAUUCUAAGUUUUGGUGUCCUGGUACUGAAACAGUGGAUUGCUUUACGCAGGAUUGGGGGAAAGAAUGUAACAAUUUUGUUUGUCCGCCUCCAAACCUAAUUAGCGCAGUAUUACAUCACAUGGAAUCUUGUAAGGCUAAUGGCACUCUUGUUGUGCCAGAGUGGGAAUCCGCGCCUUUUUGGCCAUUGCUAUGUUCUUUUGAUCGUUCGCCUUUAUUUCAAGACUUUGUUAAUGAUUUUUGUUGUUUACCUAAAUCACGUGAUAUGUUUAUUCCUAGUAGGGGUUCAUCUUUUGUUUAUUUUAACAAAAGGUCCGUCUUUUCGUGCAUGCCCAAGUUUAAUGUUCUCGCUCUUCGUCUGGAUUUCUCCUGCUAA
Messenger RNA from Porites evermanni, 570 nucleotides. The record is from the annotation of a GenBank genome assembly. NCBI's taxonomy places the organism in Eukaryota, Metazoa, Cnidaria, Anthozoa, Scleractinia, Poritidae.